Hydatigera taeniaeformis is the source of this 309-nucleotide messenger RNA. The record is from the annotation of a GenBank genome assembly. Lineage: Eukaryota; Metazoa; Platyhelminthes; Cestoda; Cyclophyllidea; Taeniidae.
AUGCGCAAAAUAAUGGAGGCUACAUCCCAACCUACUUCGUUUGCUGACGUUCCAGGCAUACUGCGCUUCACCCGAGAGAAGAGAUCAGCGAUCAAUCGCCUGACCAUCGGUGUCCGUGUCUACGGAGCCCACGCUUGCGCCCCUCGACCCACUUUCACUUCUGCUUUUCCUUCCCUAGAAUGAGAUGAUGCUGAUGAGGAGAUAAGUCAGUGUCCUGGCUGGUAUGCGACUGUGUCGUAUGAGAACCGCUGCCUCGCCUGGGACUCUGGUCGCAAAAAUGGAUGCCUAGAUUUCAGUGAAGAACAAUAA